GACACGAGGCUUUCUUCCCCCAAAUCUCACGCGGCGCUUUCUCUCUCUCCCGCGAGAUGGACGCCGCGGCGGCGUCCUCCUCCUCCUCCUCGUCGGCGACGAUGGCGGCGGCGGCGGCGUCGGCCGCGGAGGCGUCGUUGUCCGGCUCGCCUGCUUCUUCGAGGAACGCUCGCCAUCGGCAGCGUAAGGGGGUCCGGCUCCGGAUGCUGCGACGGCGGGGGCGGCAGCCUGUGGAGGCCGAGCGCGCCCCGGGCGAUGGGGGCGGUGGCGCCGUGCAGGAGGAUCUCGCGCUGCCUCUCGGAAUGUCCUUCGCCGCCGUCCUCGCGCAGGUUAUAAAUACAAAGAAUAUUUCAGGACAAAGAUUACAUCCUGAUUUCCUCUCCAAGAUCUGUACAUCAGCAGUCAAGGAAUCUCUGACAAAUAUAUAUGGUGACAGUUCCAACAGUUUCAUCAAAAAUUUCGAAAAAUCUUUCAGCAGCACUUUUAGGACGCUUCAUCUUGUUAAUGAAAUACCUGUGAAUGAGAGAAGUCAUAUUCCUGAAUGUUCUUUUAAACAUGAUGAUUCUGUGGCUGUGGACAGCUUGAGCUCAUCUGAUUUGCAAAAUCAGACAAACAGAAUAGAGCAUGACCUUGUGAACACAGUGGAAAGUCAACUAGUUCUCUUUGCCAGUGACAAUCAGCAGUUAACGCAUCUUCGGCAUAGCAGAUCCUCUCCUGAAGCUGAUAAUCGCAUUCUUAAUGCCAUUGAUCGCUCGAACGAACUCAAGGAAUUUGAAAUAGGGCUUACCAUGAGAAAGUUGCAACUCAAACAGUCACAGUUAGCUCUUAGUUCCCAUUCACACAUGUUAGAGAAGAUUAAGCUAUCUUUCGGAUUUCAGAAAGCUUCCUUCAAAGGAGAGAAAUUCAAGACUCGCAUGCAGGAGACAAGAGACGCAGAAAUCCUUAGGACGCUAAUAGAUUUUCUUGUUAGUGCUGUGAUAGUUAUGUCAGCGUGCUUUGGAUAUGGAACUUAUAUUUAUUCGUAUCAAAGGAUAACGGAUGUUACGUCAGCUUGUUCUGCCACAUCAAAGGGAUCUAAGUCAUGGUGGAUGCCAAAUUCAGUGUCGAACUUCAGUUCUGGGUUUCUUUUUCUCAGGUGUCAUGUAAUUGCCGUAACACGUAUGUGCUUUGGCAUACUAAUGAUCCUGGCAAUUGCUUGGUUAGCAUUUCAGCGUUCCUCAACUACUGGGUCAAAUAUGCCUAUAACAUUCAAUCUCAUUUUGCUGGGAAUUAUCUGCGGCUUUGCUGGAAGGUUUUGUACCAAUACACUAGGUGGCGAUGGAAACACUUGGCUCAUGUACUGGGAGGUUCUUUGUUCUAUCCACUUACUUGGAAAUCUUUUUCCAUCUCUUUUAUACCACGUUCUACAUGGACCUAUUUCAGUAUCUCACAGAGAGCAAGUUGUCUGGUUACCAUACUGGGUUCGCCGGUGCUUGUUUUAUGCUGCGGUGGGGCUUAUUCUUCCAGCCUUGACUGGCUUGCUCCCGUUUGCCUCUCUUUCUGACUGGAAGGAUCAUUUUGUGGAAGAGAUAAAAUCCAUUGUUAUCGGUGACAAGAUUGAAGCAUGAAAUUUCUUGGAUGUAAGGUGGCGCAAUACUUGUCCUGUUGUAUCUUUUGAAGAAGUGAAGUUUGUUCAGUUUGAGAUUAGCCUCAGAGUUUAGCUUGGUAUUGUAUGAACUCCAAAGGAGAUUAUGCUCAAGUUGGUUGCACGUAGACUGACCUGUUAGCUGCCAGCCUGCCACUUUGUUGUAGUUGGAGUGUUAUUUUAAACUUUUUUCUAGUUUUAUUCUUACUUUGUUGUAAAUACUCAAUAGCAAGAGAUGCUGUUUAUCUUUGUUGAUUGAUUGUUCCACCUGGACAUGAGGACAAUGAGUGCAGUACAAGACC
Messenger RNA from Oryza sativa Japonica Group (Japanese rice), 1926 nucleotides. Its product is annotated as protein CPR-5. Gene Ontology annotation, biological process: trichome morphogenesis; defense response; leaf senescence. Lineage: Eukaryota; Viridiplantae; Streptophyta; Magnoliopsida; Poales; Poaceae. The record is from RefSeq and is a predicted model, not a curated record.